AUGGGGUUGUCGGAGGAGUUUGAUGUGAGGCGCUUUCUUGGCAGGGGAUGCUAUUCCAUGGUCUACGAAGCAUUCCAUACGGAGGGUGUUGACAAGGAUAAACCCUAUGCAUUUAAACGCUUUUUCCUUCAAAAUCCAUCCGCCAUUCACUGCGCUUUACGUGAACGGAAUGUUCUUGUGCGCCUCGCCGAGGAGGAAUACCAAUCACCUUUUCUCCCUACCCUCUUUUAUAGUUUCACAAUACAUGGUUCCCCAACGUUGUUACUUCGCGAAGGAACCGGCUGUGACUUAUUCGAUCUCCUACGUUCAAAUGGUCUCCUGAACGAAUCUCAAGCGCGGUUUUACACAUCCGAACUUAUCAGUGGCUUGGAGCAUCUUCACUCCCUGGGUAUUGUCCAUUUAGAUCUUAAACCCGAGAACGUACUCCUCUGUCUCUCAGGCCAUGUGUUCAUUUCCGAUUUUGAUCGUUCCUACGAUCUUUGCCGAAACAACAAAUCUCCAAGUGAUGACGACUUUACGGGGACGCCUCUUUUUAUGGCACCUGAAAUAGCUAAGGGAGAGAUUAUUACCACCAAGGCUGACAUCUGGAGUCUAGCUGUUUUAAUGGCCGAAUUAGUGUCUGGCCCUAUCCGCUCAGUAGCCAAGAAUUUGGACGAAGAUCUCAGGUGGGCAAAGGAGGGUCGUUAUGCAAUCAAGGCUUUUAACAGACUCACAAAGCCUCUUCAGGCCUUCUUUAGUGCCUGUUUUAAACGUCGACAUCAGGAACGUCCUGACAUUUCAGGUAUUAAGGGACUUCGCUUCUACAAACACGUCAAUUGGGAUGUUGUACGUUCUUGCAGCCAGCAACCACCUAUUCUUCCGUCGUCGAUAAACCAUCGUCCUGACAGCGAGGCAAUUUGCAAAUUGGAUCCUCAUGAUCCCAUACUACUAGCAGCUGCCUAUGGAAAAGUAAUGCCCGUAGUAAGGAAGCGUCUACGGCACGCAAUUGAGUUGCGUGACGAUGGUGCUUCUAAGCUGAUCACUGAACCCCCAGACUACGAGGGACUUUCGUCAGCUGGAAUGACCCCAGAAGUAAUCGAGCGACUAUUUGCCAACUUUCAGUUCAUUAAUCCAACUCUGCGCCCCAUAGUCAAGGAGAUCUCAGUGGGAACCGAGGUCAAGGUUGAAGUUUUGCCUUCUUUAUUUGAGAAGACUGUGGAAGAGAUUGAGGAUUUGGAAAAAUCAUUCGGGCAAAAUCGUAUUCGGGCCCGGACUUGUUCUGCUGGAGAUUGA
Messenger RNA from Mesocestoides corti, 1272 nucleotides. NCBI's taxonomy places the organism in Eukaryota, Metazoa, Platyhelminthes, Cestoda, Cyclophyllidea, Mesocestoididae. The record is from the annotation of a GenBank genome assembly.